GGUGUCAUGUGCAUGCUGACUUCCGCACAAAGGGUCAUCAUGUAAGAAGAGAGAUGAAGUUUUCUUGAGCAUUACUCGCAGAGAAAGAGAAACCUUUUCAUCAUGAAUUAUCUUCACAGCUGGUUCAUUGCAUCCUGGGUUCUCUGUUAUCUCACAAUUUCAAACUGCAGCGACGUCACCGUACAGAGUUUCGAGGGGGAUCGUGUCAUUUUGCCAUGCAAAUAUGACAGCAAAUAUCAUGGAAAGUGUCACAUAUGCUGGAUGAAAGGAGACAUUCCCACUAUGGGUUGUGGUAAUGAAAUUAUCGGAAGUGAUGGAGAUAAAGUUGUGAGGAAAAUAUCAUCCAGAUACCAGCUGGCGGGAGAAAUACAACAUGGAGAUGUGUCUCUGACCAUCUUAAACAUUACGAAAUCAGACUCUGGCAAAUAUGGAUGCCGCAUACAUGUACCUGGACCGUUUAAUGAUAAGAUGUAUUACGUCCACUUGAUUUUUAAUGACGUAGUAAAAACGACCACAACACAAGAGAGUACUUCAUUCAUCUCUUCAACAAAUCCUCCAGAGAACAGCACUUUUGGACUGUGGCUCUCCGACACAACAUAUGAAACCUCGCUUGAUCACCAUGAAUCGUCCUCCAUAGAUAAAAAAGAUAGUGUAAAUACAUCAGCGGUGAUUGUGCCUGUCAUCCUGUUACUGCUGGUUUUGAUAAUCAUUGCUGUAAUUUUAAUAUUGAAGCAAAAGAAGAAAACCAGAGCUGCGGUCGACAUAACCCAGAACUCAGAUAACUCUGUCAUCUACAGUAACUCCGGCAGCAGUUUGGGCCUGUACAACAGAGAGAUGGCUGUGGAAAACAUCUAUCAUAUACAACCUGAAAAUGAAUAUGAACAGUGGAAUUAAUUCACAUGUACUAUUUAACUUUAAGUUGAUCAGUGUGGACUUCUUGUCUUCUUUUGUAUUUACACUGUGUUUAUAAUAAUGUGACAGCUAUUACUGAUCAGAGAAAUUAUUGCUCUGACUAACCUCAUUCUGAUGUCUAGCGGCUAACAUACUGCAACAUUUUAUCAUUAUUAAAACUAAUCUAAGUUA
This is a messenger RNA of Carassius carassius (crucian carp), 1083 nucleotides long. RefSeq names its product T-cell immunoglobulin and mucin domain-containing protein 4-like. The record is from RefSeq and is a predicted model, not a curated record. Gene Ontology annotation, molecular function: metalloendopeptidase activity. The coding region runs from base 103 to 894 and encodes 263 amino acids. Lineage: Eukaryota; Metazoa; Chordata; Actinopteri; Cypriniformes; Cyprinidae. The transcript has 7 exons.